This is a messenger RNA of Racocetra fulgida, 1029 nucleotides long. The record is from the annotation of a GenBank genome assembly. NCBI's taxonomy places the organism in Eukaryota, Fungi, Glomeromycota, Glomeromycetes, Diversisporales, Gigasporaceae.
AUGGCCACACCAAAAGAAGAGGGACCAAAAAGUAACGAGACUUGGAACGAUAUUAAGAGUAUGUUGGAUGAACCUGACGUGAAAAAAUUAUUUACUACCCAACAACUUUCUGACCAAGAUGCCGUUAAAAACAACCGUGUCGCAAUUUAUAAUGGUCUUAAAAAUGACGAUGAUUUGCGGAAGAAAGGCUAUAGUUACAAGUUUGCGGCUUGGGUUCUUGAUGAACUAAAACUUAAUGAUGAAGAACUAAAAUCAGACCAAACCAAGAUCGAUAGUAAUCAUGGAGUGACGUACUUAGGAGAUAUUAAGCCUAUGUUUACAGAUUGUGACCAAUGGAACAUGAAAACAAAAAGGGGCUUGGACCUUCACGAUUAUACCGCUGUUGUGAAAAAUUAUGGUCCGAUUUAUGGGAAAGUCAAAAACCGUUCAAUGCCUAUGGGGGGGCCAAAGUGGAGUGAUAUUCAAAUUAAUAUGCUUCCCGCAUGGAAAUAUGAAGGCUAUAAAGAUUCUUCUCCUCAAGCUAAGAAUAAUACUGAUGUUAUGUCUUACAUGGAACCGUAUUUCCCUGAAUAUAAAAUCGAUGGAGUUCAAGCCAAUGAAAAUAAUCUUAAAGAAGCUCUCGAUCAAAAUAAAAAUUUCGACGGCUUAACCUUCGAUUUUCAUAUUAAACCAAUGUUUGCGCUAGGUCAUAGAGAUAAAAUGUUUGAUGUUACAAGUGGACACAUAGACUUACAUGAUUUUGUCUCUGUUAAUGAGGAAAAAGUGAACAUUCUUUUUAAAUUAACUCUACCUAAUAUAAUGAAAUCUGGCAAGAAGAGGAUGCCUCAGCGUAAUCCGUGGCCUAAGAAAAAUAUUUAUUUAUUUUACGCUUGGGCAAAACAGGGAGAAACCUCAAAGAAAGGUGUUACCAGCACGAUUAAAGACGAAUAUAAUCCUAAUGAUCUUGAAAACCCUAAGACUGAUCUUGGAAAGAUGCACUCAUAUUAUGUAUAUUAUCGUGAUUUGCCAGACAUACAUAAGGAUUCAUAG